AUGUCCCGCCAACCCAUCUGCCAAAUCCUCACCCCCGUCGGCAUGCUCGGCUACGGCUUCGACGAGGCCGAGUUCCAAGCCACUCUCUCCCACCUCUCCACUAAGGAGAUGCCGACGGCGAUUGUCUUGGACUCUGGAUCCACGGAUUCCGGGCCGACGAAGCUGGCGAGUGGGAGCAUGAGUUGUCCGAGGGACGCUUAUAAGAGGGACUUGGGGAAGUUGUUGAGGGCUGUUGUUAACUGGAGGGUGCCGCUGAUGGUCGGGAGUUGUGGAGGGGCGGGGUUGGAUGGGCAGGUUGAUGAGUUGGGGCGGGUCGUUGGGGAGUUGUGUGAGGAGAAUCACUACAAGCUUAAAGUCUUGAAGAUCCACGCCGACAUCCCGAAAGACCUUGUCACUGCGAAGCUCAGCGAUGGCCGUAUCACCGGCUGCGGCGCUGCUGUCCCUCAGCUGACCCAGCAGGAUAUCGACCAAUGCAACAUCGUCACCUCGCAAAUGGGCGCAGAGCCCUUCUACGCCGCCAUGAAGCAAUGUCCAGACUUCGACGUCCUCCUCGCCGGCCGAACAUACGACCCAGAACCCUACUUCGCCUACGCCACCGCCUGCCUCGAACGCUACAACCCGCAGUACAAAGCCGACCCUGUCUUCCGCGAGAGAGCAGAAGGCAGCAUCAUGCACAUGGGCAAACUGAUGGAAUGCGGUGGCCAAUGCGCCAGCCCUAAGAGCUCCGGCAUGGUCGCUACAGUUUAUUCAGACGCUACGUUCGAGACGGUACCCACUGAUCCGGGUGCGAAGUGCACGCCGACUUCUGUUGCUGCGCAUACGCUGUAUGAGAAGACCAGGCCGGAUAUCCUGCCGGGACCUGGUGGGUGGUUGGAUUUGACGGAGUCGAGGUAUCAGCAGCUUGAGGAUGGGAGGACGGUGACUGCGUGGGGUGGGAGGUAUUUGAAGUCUGUUGAGCAGGGACGGCCGUAUCAAGUUAAGCUUGAGGGGGCGAAGAAUGUGGCUUAUAGGAGUAUGUAUCUGGGGAGCGUUAGGGAUCCUGUACUGAUCACGGAGAUCGACAACCUGCUCAAGCGAGUCAGAGCCUACGCACGCUACCAGCAUGAACAGCUCGAAGACAAGGAUUUUGAUCUAGACUUCCACGUCUACGGGAGAGGCACAAGCGAAAUCGUUAUCGUUGGAGAAGCGCUGGGGCCAACCCAGGCUCUUGCGUCCAGCAUUGCCAAUUCAGCACGCAUAGCGACGAUCCAUGGACCCUACGCCGGCCAGAAAGCGAAUUCGGGCAACUUCGCCUUUGGCGUGGCCGGUACGACUGAAGUGCCACUGGGCUUGUGCUCCGAGUUCUGCGUCUACCACCUCAUGGAUCUCGAACCCGGAGAAGAGACCUCGCUUUACAAGAUCGGCUACUCCGAGUUCGACUUCGCCCCCAAGACGAACGGCGUCUCGCGUGAACCAGAAACUCCCACCACCAAUGGCACCAUCAAAGCCCACGCCGACGUCACCAAGAAGACCGCCUCCUGGAAAACCCCCCUCACCCCCAGCACAGUCAACCCGCACACCGCCCGCACCCUCGGCGACGCCGCCAAGAUCCUCCGAUCCAAGAACUCCGGGCCCUACGAAAUCACUUUGGACAUCUUGUUCGAUCGGCCAGAAAUCUACUCCGUCAUCAAAGAGUCUAACUUUCUGACCACAGAAGUCGUAGCGAAGCUGUACGAUCUACAGCCAGAGCAAGUCCUGUGGUGCGGGUAUUUUGACCAGGCGCUGGGGUUCAAGGCGACGCUGCCGCGGAUGAGAAAGCGGAGGAUGGUGGCGAGUGGGGGGUUCAUGGAGGGGGAUGUGCAUGGGAGUCAGGGGUAUGUGGCUUUGAUGGGGUUGGAGCUGCCGGAGGGGGUGAGGGAGAGGUUGAGGGCGCUGGCUUGA
Messenger RNA from Saxophila tyrrhenica, 1920 nucleotides. RefSeq lists its product as uncharacterized. Bases 1 to 1920 code for a protein of 639 amino acids. Lineage: Eukaryota; Fungi; Ascomycota; Dothideomycetes; Mycosphaerellales; Extremaceae. The record is from RefSeq and is a predicted model, not a curated record. The transcript has 3 exons.